Molecule: messenger RNA, 2107 nt
Organism: Aricia agestis (brown argus)
Lineage: Eukaryota; Metazoa; Arthropoda; Insecta; Lepidoptera; Lycaenidae
Gene: Su(fu)
Product: suppressor of fused homolog
Exons: 12
Coding region: 168-1697 (509 amino acids)
Cellular component (GO): nucleus; cytoplasm
Molecular function (GO): transcription factor binding
Source: RefSeq, a predicted model, not a curated record
UUUUGUGCUCUCGGUACGGUACGGUACUAGAAUACAAUUUAUAAAUCUUACUGAAUCUUACAGCUACUAUGUAAUGCAAAUCACGAUAAACUUUUGAAAUGUUUUUAUGAAAACUUUAAGGUUUGACUAUCAUUAUUAAAAAGAACUACACCUAAGUUACAUGUAAAAUGUCUAAUAGCAGCGUUAUUGGAUGUAAUAAUAUUCUGUCGUGUCCAUCUGCGGAAAGUUCGAAUGUGGUGAUACCUGGUGCCGUGCCCGGAACAGAGUCGCAUCCCGGACAUCAGACCCAACAACCUGACAGGAUGAUGCCAGUAGGACUCCAAGCUCUGUACUCCGCCUGUAUGAAGGUCUACCCGGAACAACCAAACCCCCUACAAGUAACAACCAGACUCAAAUAUUGGUUGGGUGGUCAUGAUCCCCUGGACUACAUCAGUAUGUACUGGAACCCUGGCCGACCUGAGGAGAACAUUCCGCCACACUGGCAUUAUGUCAGUUUUGGGCUCUCAGAUCUGCACGGUGACGGGCGGGUGCACCCCGAACCGGGGCCCGGCGCGGAGGGUUCGGGCUACGGGAUCGAGCUCACCUUCCGGCUCGCCGCGGAGCCGCGUGAGCCGCCGCUGUGGCCCGCAGCCCUGCUCCAGUCCCUCGCCAGAUACGUGUUUACCACUGGAAAUAAAUUCUGUGCGGGAGAUCACAUAUCGUGGCAUUCGCCCCUGGACGGGUCAAAGUCGAGGAUCCGCCACUUGCUGGUAGCAGCCGACCCUCAGCUGGGCACCGUCCCCACGCCACACGGCUCUGUCUCAUUUGUACAGAUCGUAGGUUGUACCAACAGAGAGCUGAAGGCGACACAGCGGGGUUCAGGGUUCGACGUGUUGAAAACCAUUGCAGAGGACCCCGGCUGCGGCGGUGCGUGGCUAGUGACGGAGCUGCGGCGCGGGUCGGCGCGGCGCGUGCGCACCGCCCCCGCCGCGCGCCCCGCAGACCUCGCCGGUGUCACCGCCAACGUCUGCUGGCGACGAUACGUCCCCAGCGCGGAGGAUGAGGAGCGGCUGUCUCCGAGUGUGGAGCGACAGAUCAAGGAGACCCUGCAGCGCGGCCUCAGCGUCAUGAGCGACCGCGGCGCGGAGGGGCACAACAUGUCUACGGACAGUUUCGAGUUGUCGAGCCUGGAGCGCGCGCUGCCGCCGCCGCCGCCGCCGCCGCCGCCGCCGCCGCCACCGCCGCUACACGACGCCAUGGACAUGUCCACUAGUGGUUCAUGGCGCGGAGGCGGCGAGGGGUGCGGCGGCGGCGACGUGCAGUACCUGGACGGCGUGCACCUCAUCCUGGACGCCGAGGCCGCCAGCCUGCUGCCGCUGGCCAUCGAUGGACGCGUGCUUCACUCGCGGCACUUCACGUGGCGGCGCGCGGGCGGCGGCGGCGGGGGGGAGGGCGGCGCCGUGACGCUGGUGCCGCCGGCCGUCGCGGGCGCCUUCGUCACGCCCGACCGACCCUACGCCGCGCGCGCCGGCUGGCUCCAGGUGCUGAUACCGGAGGACCUGGCGCGCGACAUGUCGGCGAAGGCGCGCGAGCUGGCGCGACUGGCGGGUACCGACUCCGAGAGCGAGGACGAGGCGCCGCCACCGCCCGCGCUGCCGCUCACGCUGUGGUGGCCGCGCCGCUGCCUGAAGCUCACCGUGCGCCCCGCCGAGCUCUGAAGGCUAGCAAUGCGACUCGUGGAACUGUAAACGCGCUAGCAACGCGCCUUUUCGAACUGUUAAUGAGCCAGCAACCAGCCUCGACGAACUGUAAACGCGCUGGCAACCGGCCUCGUCGAACUGCAAACGCGCUGGCAACCGGCCUCGUCGAACUGUAAACGCGCUGGCAACCAGCCUCGUCGAACUGUAAACGCGCUAGCAACCGACCUCGUCGAAAUGCUAACGCGCUUCGUGGAAUUGUAAACGCGCUAGGACCGCACCUCGUUUAACUGUUAACGCGGCAUUCGUACACUAUGCUGUACAGUGUUGGUGUAGUAUGUAAGUGGCAAGUGCGCGUCAAACGUACACUGUGAAAACACGCGUCUGUGAUGAAGAAACUAAAUGAAUCUCUAAAGAUUUUGUUAAAGAUA